Messenger RNA from Dermacentor andersoni, 1161 nucleotides. RefSeq lists its product as uncharacterized. NCBI's taxonomy places the organism in Eukaryota, Metazoa, Arthropoda, Arachnida, Ixodida, Ixodidae. The record is from RefSeq and is a predicted model, not a curated record.
GAGGGCACCCAGCUUUUUCAUUGCAAUGGUUCGAGCGUUCGAGUUGAACUCGGUCCGGCAGGCGGCGUCGAGGGCGUUUUGAGCGUUGUUCUUUCGAAGCGCGCUUUUUGUUGCUUCUGUAGCGUCUUUGACGUGUGCCGGUGAUCAGCUUCCUCCAUUUGGCAGUCCGCUUUAGAAGCACCUUUCUCGUUCGAGGAUUCGACUCUUCGCGAAACGCCUUCCACGUCACGUGGGAAUUCCUCGCGGCUUCAUGGACUCGCACUACAGGCUCAUCGCGGAGAGACAGGGGUUCAUCCCCACCAGGUGGCGGGACGACCGCCGUCUCAGUGCGUCGGCAACCCCUCUCGGCGUCGGCGCCUGCAGCAACAGCGACGCCCUGUGCGACAGCCGGGGCCGGUCUUGCUAUUGGCCCGUGUUCUUGCCGCCCGCGCCACCAGCGGCAGCUGCUGGAACUCAGGCGACGGCACCGACGGCGCCGUUACGCGGGGCGAAUGGAACCCCCAGCAUCAGCGGCGGCGGCGGCGGCGGCGUCCAGCUUCCUCUGGCAACCAUGGGCAAGGUGCGCCAGCUGGCCGACCGGGCCCGCGUGAUGGACUCCCACAGCACGGGGCCCGGGCCGGCGUUCGUGGUCGAGACCCAGGAGCCCGCGGGCGCGCGGGCCGACGAGCCGCGGUCGUGCUCGGCUGCCGCGGUGGCCACGAGCCGGUUCCGGCAGAACUCCCGGCUCAUGGGCGUGCUGCUCAGCGAGCGAGUCGUCGAGUCAAACUGGAACCAGGACUGGCCGAAGGUGUACUCGAAGCGGCGUACGCAGCGCCUGUUGCUCGAGAAGAAGCUGUGCGCCAUGCGGCGAGAGACCCGCGAUCUCGAGGUACUGCAGAAAGAGCAGCGGCGGCGGUGGCUGAGGGAGGCGGACGCGUUCCGCGAGAACCUGCGCAAGUGCGGGCAGAAGGAACACCUGCUCGAGGUGGCUCGUACCUGGAAGGUCCAGGGCAGCGCGUCGGGCCAACCGACCAUGCCUAGCAACUGCAAGACGGCAUUUCGCCUCAAAUGCGUCCCUUAGCUCGCUCCUUGUACACAGCGAAGCUUUUUUUAAAAUCGUUUUUGCUUGCUUGCCUACUUGCUUGCUUGCUUGCUUGAGGAAUAAAGCUGCACGUAUUGUCA